This is a messenger RNA of Drosophila serrata, 3774 nucleotides long. It is a transcript of the gene knrl, whose product is annotated as knirps-like. Lineage: Eukaryota; Metazoa; Arthropoda; Insecta; Diptera; Drosophilidae. Gene Ontology annotation, biological process: regulation of DNA-templated transcription. The record is from RefSeq and is a predicted model, not a curated record. Gene Ontology annotation, molecular function: sequence-specific DNA binding; zinc ion binding; DNA-binding transcription factor activity.
CUAGCCCCAAAAAAUGCCCUAAAUAAUUGCAAUAAAAUAAAAGAAAUGAUUACCAUUACGUUACAUAAAUUACUGAGCUAAUAGAAACAAACAAAAAUACAAAUUGUAAACCAGUGAAAGGCGGAAGAUAUCGCACACAAAGGUGUGCUCUAAUCCACUAAAAACAAACUGCUAAUAAAUAUCCUAAUUAAUUAGUUGAUAAAACAAAGUAAAUCAAAGUAAAUGAAACGAUAAACUUUAGGCAAAAUUAUAAUAUUAUAAUAUUCCCAAGCCAAAUUUAAGCUCAUGUUUUCCACUCACUCACUCACUUGUGAUAUUUCCCCCACACACACACACACUCGCUCAGAUAAACCCGCAGAUAUAUGGCCAGAUAUAUAUUAAACAUGCUUCACGCUCGCCUAAAGUUCUAAAAGUCAAGUGCAAUUUAAGCAAAAGCCACAACAACAACAACUCUAAACGCUCAAGUGACGUUUUAUUGGCGCAAGGUGAACGAAACACGAAAAUAUAAAACAAAAACAAAAAUCAAAAUAGGAAAACAACGUAGGAAAGUUCAGAAUGUUGGGAAUAGCCAACCCUAAAUGAUUUUCAUACUAAAAUCGCAAGUGAAACCAGAAACUUUAAGCCAACAAAUUAAUUGGAUUAACUUGGAGGGUCUGAUAAGGCCAGUAAAAGGAGACCUUGCCGUUUGAGCACUCGAAGCUCAGCGAACCCAGAUUUCCAUAAUGAUGAACCAGGAUAAUCCAUAUGCGAUGAAUCAGACGUGCAAGGUGUGUGGAGAGCCGGCGGCUGGAUUCCAUUUUGGAGCCUUCACAUGCGAGGGUUGCAAGUCCUUCUUCGGUCGGUCGUACAACAACCUCUCGUCGAUCUCGGACUGCAAGAACAAUGGCGAGUGCAUCAUCAACAAGAAGAACCGCACCGCCUGCAAGGCCUGUCGCCUGAAGAAGUGCCUCAUGGUGGGCAUGUCCAAGAGUGGCUCUCGCUAUGGUCGUCGCUCCAACUGGUUCAAGAUCCAUUGUCUGCUCCAGGAGCAGCAGCAGCAGGCGGUGGCCGCCAUGGCAGCGCAUCAUAACAGCCAGCAGGCUGGCGGAGGAGGAGCUCCCGGUGGCUCUGGAGGAGCUGGUGGUAUGCCCAAUGGAGUGAAGGCCAUGUCGGGUGUCCCACCACCUGCGGCAGCGGCAGCUGCACUGGGAAUGCUGGGUCAUCCCGGUGGCUAUCCGGGUCUAUAUGCCGCAGCCACCGCUGGAGGGGGAGGAGUGCGUAGCAAGGAGGAGCUCAUGAUGCUGGGAUUGGAGAGUGCGGGAGAGUAUGGUGCCCUUAAGCAUCCAGUGGUGGCCUCGCCCUCAGUGAGUUCCCCCGAUUCCCAUAACUCGGAUAGCUCCGUGGAGGUGAGUUCGGUGCGGGGUAAUCCGCUCCUCCACUUGGGCAGCAAGUCCUCGGCCGGUGGAGCUGCUGGCGGCGGUGGAGAUGGCACUCAGGCGAGUGGAGGAGGAGGUGCUGUGCCGGGAAGACCGCCACAAUUGCGCAAGGAUCUAUCGCCGUUCCUGCCCCUGCCCUUCCCGGGUCUCGGCUCUAUGCCUGUGAUGCCCCCACCCGCCUUCCUGCCGCCCUCGCAUCUGCUCUUCCCCGGCUACCAUCCCGCCCUGUAUUCCCAUCACCAGGGUCUGCUGAAACCCACACCGGAGCAGCAGCAGGCGGCCGUGGCAGCGGCGGCAGUGCAGCAUCUCUUCAACUCCAGCGGUGCGGGUCAGCGUUUUGCCUCAGGCACCUCGCCCUUUGGCAACCACCAGCAGCAGCAGCAGCACCAACCGCCGCCUCCGCAGCAGCAGCAGCACCUCAAGGAGGAGGAUCAUCCGGCACCAACGAGGAGUCCCAGUGGCCAUGCAAACAACAAUCACCUGCUGACCAAUGGCGGGGCAGCCGAUGAGCUGACCAAGCGCUUCUAUCUGGAUGCAGUUCUCAAAUCCCAAAGGCACAGUCCACCGCCGACCACAAAGCUACCGCCGCACUCAAAGCAGGACUACUCCAUAUCAGCACUGGUCACACCCAACUCGGAGAGUGGCCGUGAGAGGGUCAAGAGCCGGCAGAGCAAUGGCCAAAACGACGAGGAUGAGGAGGAGGACGAGAUGCGGGCGAAGCAAAUCAGAGAUGGUGCCGAAGAGGAUGAAGAGGAGGAAGAUCUAGUGGUCUCCAUGACGCCGCCACAUUCACCAGCUCACCACCAAGAGGCGGAAACCACGGCUGAAGUGGACAUUAAUCCCAGUCCUGGCCAGGAUAAUCCCAUCGAUUUGAGUAUGAAAACUACAGGGAGUUCGCUGAGCAGCAAAAGCAGUAGUCCCGAAAUGGAUCCAGAACCUGACAACUCCAGUCAAGGUGACAAAAUAGAAGCCGAUGAAGAGGCGGAAGAUGAGAAAGAAGAUGGGGAUGAAGAGGACGAGGAGGAGGAGGAUCUAAAGAUCACACCUGAAGAGGAUCAGCCAGAGGAGCAGGAGAAGCAGCUUCAGGAGACAGAACAGGAGAUCCCCGAGGAGAAAGGGAAGCAGGCUCCCCUCUUAAACAAUAACAACAGUAUCAGUAAUAACAACAAUAAUAAUAAUAACAGCAUCCUAAGCGAUACCGAGGCCAGUGAAACCAUCAAAAGGAAAUUGGACGAACUCAUCGAGGCCUCCAGUGAAAAUGGGAAGCGUCUGCGACUAGAAUCACCAGCCAAUGUCAAGGUGGCCACCUCCAAUGCCUUGGAUUUGACCACUAAAGUCUAAACAAAAGCACUUUCCGAAUGACAGUUAUCAGGCACUGAAGAUCGAUCGAGGCAAUAGAAAAUUAGCCCCCCGCUAGGACACCACCACCAAAAAAAACAAGAGAUAAAUAAAAGCAAAACAAAACAAAACAAGUAAUAAUAAUAAUAUACAUACGAGACAAUAAACGCAUGUGAGUUAUAUAAAUAAUGCGAAACAUGAAACGGACUCGGAGGAGUCCGGACUCCGAUUAACAAGCGCUAAAUACGAGUUCGUGCCGUUUUGGGUCCCAAGAUGUUAUCACAUCGUUUAAAACAACUAACCAAAUUGCCAAAAUAUGCAAAAGUCGAUCGGCCCCCGAAAAAAAGAUAUAUAUUUGCAUAUGGAGGGACCGAUCGAUCGAAAAAAAAGUAUAACACAAAUGCUGUCCAUAUCGAUAAUUUUAUUCAAUGAAUUAUAAACAAAUUUUUCGGUCGGCAAGAAUACAAAUUCGACAGAAAUGUGGAAGGAAAAGCUAAACAAAUGAUAAAAGAUAAUAGAAACUGUAGCAAAAUAUGCAAACAAAAAAAAGGGCAGCUUAUCUCUCGUGUAUCGCAUAUAUGUAUGCAUAAUAUCGUAGUGGAAUUUGUAUAGUCCAUAAGAUUCGUUUUCUUUCUAAGCUAUGAACCAUAUAUACAGUAUAAUGCUAAACGAUUUACUAUAUUUAGACGAUUCCGAUCCCCAAAAGUAUUUGUUAGUUUAAAAGCACCCGCAAAUCGUUCUAUAUAGAUAUAGCUCGAAGGUAGACAAAUUUUUCUGUGUAAUCUUACUCGUUUUGAGGUUUAGUUCGCUCGAGUUAUUAGUCACAAUUAGCAAAUUCUUUACAUUUACGCAAAAUAUAUAAAAUCAUAAUAUAUAAUAUGUAGUAUAUAGUAUAUAGAUGCGAUUAUGUAAAGCAAAGGCGCACAAAGUUGUAUAGCAAAUAGCAUAAAUUAUUAAUAUUAAUGUUUGCUUAAGUAUUUUUCCCAUUCCGUGUGAUGAUUUGGUAUGCAAAUCAAGAAAA